This is a messenger RNA of Eucalyptus grandis, 1302 nucleotides long. RefSeq names its product myrosinase-binding protein 1-like. The record is from RefSeq and is a predicted model, not a curated record. Bases 1 to 1302 code for a protein of 433 amino acids. Gene Ontology annotation, molecular function: carbohydrate binding. NCBI's taxonomy places the organism in Eukaryota, Viridiplantae, Streptophyta, Magnoliopsida, Myrtales, Myrtaceae. The transcript is spliced from 4 exons.
AUGUGGAAGCAUGCCAACGUAAGGAAAAUCGUUAUUCACAUCGGCCAAAAAGAAGAAGACAAACCUGAUUCAAGCGCCGCCCAGAAGAAAAAAAAGGAACCAUCGGCCAAAACUAAAGAAAAUCGUCUAAGUGGAGGGCCAUUCAUCCGAUCAAUCGAGUUUACGUGCGAAGACGGGGGCAAGCCGGAGACACAUGGUAGCGAGACAGGACUGGACACGAAGAACUUUCUAACUAUCGAAUUAGAUAAUGGUGAGUACCUGACUUCCAUAUCCGGGUAUUAUACAGACCACAUAUCCGGGCGUUAUAGAGACUUCGGCAUUACAUCUCUCACGUUUCGGACUAACAAACGAAUGGCCAUAACUAUUGGUGAAGAAAAGGGAAUCUACUUCUCAUCUCCCGCAAUGGCCGGCAAAAUUACUGGAUUUUACGGGUACAUUGAUGAACAUCAAAAUCUUUGUGGAAUUGGAGCAUAUUUUGAACCGAUCUCAGAUCAACGGCAAUUCGGAGCUUGGGACGAUAGGAAAUUCGACGGUGUGAGGGAAAUUUACCUACCGGACAAACACACGAUCCGUUCCUUUACUUUCGUGUAUGACAACGGUAGUGGAGAAGAUCGCAAAGUCACGCACCCCGCAGGAUUCUCCCCCAACACUAAAGAAAAGGUUAACUUGGGUUAUCCACGAGAGUACUUAACAUCAAUAUCAGGAUACAAGAGAAAGAAUGGUCCUAUUGGUCCUAUCUUGUCGCUCACAUUUCACAGUAAUAAACAAAGAAUUCCUCCCUAUGGCAAGGAGGGGGGGUUGUACUUUUGGUAUCCGUUGGCCGGAAGUAGAAUCGUCGGCUUUUAUGGGAGCGAGGCUCUCGACUACGUAGGAGUGCAUGUGGAGCCGAUACCGCACCUGUAUCCUUUCAGAACCGUUGGAUCACCCAUGAAAGGCUCUGGCGGGGUUUCAUGGGAUGAUGGAGUACAUACGGAUGUGAGGGGAUAUCGUGUGAGCACCGGCCUAGACGACAAAAAAGAAAAAAUCAUUAAGUCCAUCACUUUUAUUUACGAUAACAACGGUUCCUUGGUCAAAGGCGAUCAACAUGGCGGAGGAGACGCGUCUACUGAAGACUGGGUUCUGCUGAAAUUUCCCAAGGUUCGUCUUCUUAGGAUAGAGGGUUAUAUGCGCAGAGAGGGGAAUCGAACUAUCAUCCACGACCUGACAAUGGUUCCCACGGAGGGGGCCGCCCUGCCGUUCGCUUCGGGAAAAGAUAAAAAUCGUCUAUGCCUUUUGUUAUCCCGGAAGGAGACGCAAGGAUAG